Messenger RNA from Homo sapiens (human), 5101 nucleotides. It is a transcript of the gene ATL2, whose product is annotated as atlastin GTPase 2. The record is from RefSeq and is marked validated. Gene Ontology annotation, biological process: endoplasmic reticulum tubular network membrane organization; endoplasmic reticulum membrane fusion. Gene Ontology annotation, molecular function: GTPase activity; GTP binding; GTPase-dependent fusogenic activity. Lineage: Eukaryota; Metazoa; Chordata; Mammalia; Primates; Hominidae. The coding region runs from base 1991 to 3061 and encodes 356 amino acids. Gene Ontology annotation, cellular component: endoplasmic reticulum membrane; endoplasmic reticulum tubular network membrane. The transcript is spliced from 13 exons.
AAAUCGGUACAAGAUGGCGGAGGGGGACGAGGCAGCGCGAGGGCAGCAACCGCACCAGGGGCUGUGGCGCCGGCGACGGACCAGCGACCCAAGCGCCGCGGUUAACCACGUCUCGUCCACGACCUCCCUAGGUGAGAAUUAUGAAGAUGAUGACCUAGUAAAUUCUGAUGAGGUUAUGAAGAAACCAUGUCCAGUACAGAUUGUUCUUGCUCAUGAAGAUGACCAUAACUUUGAACUUGAUGAAGAAGCUUUGGAGCAGAUAUUGCUACAGGAGCACAUACGAGAUCUUAACAUAGUAGUGGUAUCUGUGGCAGGAGCUUUUCGUAAAGGGAAGUCAUUUCUACUGGACUUCAUGCUUAGAUACAUGUAUAACAAGGAUUCUCAAAGUUGGAUUGGUGGAAACAAUGAACCAUUGACAGGCUUUACAUGGCGAGGUGGCUGUGAAAGAGAAACAACAGGCAUACAAGUUUGGAAUGAAGUAUUUGUGAUUGACAGACCUAAUGGAACUAAAGUUGCUGUGCUGCUUAUGGAUACCCAGGGUGCCUUUGAUAGCCAGUCAACUAUCAAAGACUGUGCAACGGUGUUUGCUCUGAGCACUAUGACUAGCUCUGUCCAGGUGAGACACAAGAUUAAGUGGUGCGAUCAGUUCACGUAAUCAUUUGGCCCCUUUUUUUUUUCUUUUUUGAGACAGAGUUUCACUCUUGUUGCCCAGGCUGGAGUACAGUGGCGUGAUCUCGGCUCACUGCAACCUCUGCCUCCUGGGUUCAUUCUCCUAACCCGAGUAGCUGAGAUUACAGGCCCCCGCCACCAUGCCCAGCUAAUUUUUUUGUAUUUUUAGUAGAGACGGGUUUCACCACGUUGGGCAGGCUGGUCUCGAACUCCUGACCUCAGGUGACCCGCCCACCUCGGCCUCCCCAAGUGCUGGGAUUACAGGCGUGAGCCACUGAGCCUGGCAUUUGCCCCUCUUGAAAAUGCCUUUUUAAUUUUUUUUGAGAUGGAUUCUCACUAUGUUGCCCAGGUUGGAGUGCAGUGGCUAUUCAUGGGUGUGAUCAUGCACACUCUAGCUUUUGGGCUGAAGUGAUCCUCCUGCCUCAGCCUCCUGAGUAGCUGGGACUGUCAGCAUAUGCCACCUUGUGCUGGCAAAAUGCCUUUUGAUUGAAGGGAAAAAAAAGGAAGCUAUUUACAUUUCUUGAGAGCUAUUUACAUUUCUUAUUGGUUAUUUACAUUUCCAUGCAUGGUUUUCUGGCUUAUGAUGUGAAAUUUUGUACUUUGGAUAGUUACAAAGGAUGCAAUAAACCAACAACCAGUCUCUUUAGUUUUUCAUUAUGGAAUACAUACUUUUUUUUUUAAAGGAAAAGAUAUCACAUGUUAUCUGUAAUUGAAAUCAGAUAGAUGGCUACCAGACACAGUAAUAUGGAGAGUAUAUUUUUGUUUUUUUGGCUAAAACAAACAAAAAACCCAGGUAAUUAAGCUUAGAAGUCUAGUUUUUUAUUCUGUAUCUAUGACAAGUGGUACUCAGUUAUUUGAACUAAAGGAGAUAAAAGCAGAGUAAUUACUUAAUGUUUAAUUUAGGAAACCCAGACAAGGCUUAUGUAAUAAUAAACUGAGGAUUUUUAGCACCUUCAUUUAGGAAGGGAUAAAAUCCCUUCUCUUUUUCACUUAUAUUCAAAUUGUGUUUGGUGUUCUAUCCGGUUCUAGUUUCUUCAGGCUAGGCCAUUUCUUUUCUGUAUAAUUUAGAUGGAUUGGACUGAAUUAAACUACCACAUGUCAUUUGGUGUUUCUUUACUUUUUCUUUUCUGAGAUCAUCUGUGGCUGAUACAUCUCUGAAAAAUGAAUUAUUGAAGUAUGGCGGUUAGGCCCAGCUGGUGAUGGUGUAUCAAGAAGUAUAUUUGCAAAUAUUUUUUUAAAAUGGGUAUAUAAUCUGUCUCAGAAUAUUCAAGAAGAUGAUCUUCAACAUUUGCAAUUAUUUACAGAGUAUGGAAGACUUGCGAUGGAAGAAAUCUACCAGAAACCAUUUCAGACAUUAAUGUUUUUGAUUCGAGAUUGGAGCUAUCCUUAUGAACAUUCAUAUGGUUUGGAAGGUGGAAAGCAAUUUCUUGAAAAGAGAUUACAGGUAAAACAAAAUCAACAUGAAGAGCUUCAGAAUGUAAGGAAGCACAUACACAAUUGUUUCUCAAAUCUUGGUUGCUUCCUUUUGCCACAUCCUGGUCUUAAAGUUGCAACUAAUCCUAGUUUUGAUGGGAGAUUGAAAGAUAUUGAUGAAGACUUUAAACGAGAGCUUCGAAAUCUGGUUCCAUUGCUGCUUGCCCCUGAAAAUUUGGUAGAAAAAGAGAUAAGUGGAUCUAAAGUCACUUGUAGAGAUCUUGUAGAAUAUUUUAAGGCUUACAUCAAAAUCUAUCAAGGAGAAGAACUUCCACAUCCAAAGUCCAUGCUUCAGGCAACAGCUGAAGCUAAUAAUCUUGCUGCAGUAGCAGGAGCAAGAGAUACCUAUUGUAAAAGUAUGGAACAGGUAUGUGGAGGGGACAAGCCUUACAUUGCACCUUCAGAUCUGGAGCGAAAACACUUGGAUCUCAAGGAAGUGGCGAUAAAACAAUUUCGUUCAGUAAAAAAGAUGGGUGGAGAUGAGUUCUGCCGUCGUUAUCAGGACCAGCUUGAAGCUGAAAUUGAAGAAACCUAUGCAAAUUUUAUAAAGCACAAUGAUGGCAAAAAUAUCUUCUAUGCUGCUCGUACCCCAGCCACACUGUUUGCGGUCAUGUUUGCUAUGUAUAUAAUCUCAGGACUGACUGGCUUCAUUGGCCUAAACUCUAUAGCUGUCUUGUGUAACCUUGUCAUGGGGUUAGCACUGAUAUUUCUUUGUACUUGGGCAUAUGUUAAAUACUCUGGGGAGUUCAGAGAAAUUGGAACAGUGAUUGAUCAGAUUGCUGAAACACUAUGGGAACAGGUAUUGAAGCCCCUGGGUGAUAAUUUGAUGGAGGAAAACAUAAGGCAGUCUGUAACAAACUCUAUCAAAGCAGGCCUGACUGACCAGGUGUCUCAUCAUGCCAGAUUAAAGACAGACUGACAGUUCAUCUCCUCACGGACUCCACUCUCUUUUUUUUUCAUGCUUGCUGUACAAUGAGAACUCAAAUAAAAAUAAACCAAAGUUUACAAUCAACUGUAGAAGUAGUUUAGUGUAACUGGCUUCACAGAUGGCUGCCACAGAGUGUGAAGAUUGUUUGUUAGUUUUAAGCAUUCUUUUAAUGGCUCCUAAGACAUGCAGAUGGACUGAGGAGCAUUGGUUAAUCAUGCACCUUUGUGCCAUGUUUAACUCUUUUAUUUCUUUUUACUUAAUCUAAUGUUAGUGAAUUUGUCUUAUGUAAAAGGAUAUUUCAGGGAAAUAUUUUCAGAAAUCUAUUUAGAGUCUCUUUAACACAGUGUCCCAUUGAAAUUUUAAUUUUUAGAGAAUUUAUGAAUCACUGUUUCAAGAACCAGAUUGGAAAGACAAUGAAGCCUUUAUUGAGCCACUACAUUAAAAGUAUAUAUUGCUUUACUGCCUUCAAUACCAGUAUUACAUCAAUGCAUGUAUCAGAAACUUCACAGAAAUUACAUGGCAACUCUUGUAGCUAAGAAAGUAAUUCUGAGGUGUACAUUUGUCUUGCCUUUUUAAAUUUAUAAACUUGCCCUAAAAGGAGAUGCAUAUCUGGGAAACUGAACUGUCUUUUUGCAGUUUAGCCUUCAUGUAUAUAAAAUAUGCCAUUAAUUUUAUUGGGGAAGAAAUUCCAUCCAAAAAUGUUGCCUACAGCUAUGAGUUAAGAGUGUCUGUACAGUGUGUAGCUUUUAUUUUCUAAAAUCACAGAUAGGGCAUGUAUAUGACUUAUAAAUAUAUAAAUACGAUUUUGUAUUAAAAGUUUUGUAGUUUAUGGCAAAAUCUGGUCCUGUGGUAGGCUAAAUAAGUACUGUCCCUGUGAAAGGAAUGUUUGUGGCUCAUGUCAGUGUGUGAAUGCAUAGACAAUUUGAAGUUUUUGAUAUAUUUGUGAUAUUUAUCUUGAGCACUGCAAUCUCACCCCCCCCCCGCCCACCAAGGGAAUUCAAUGGGAAUGUUUAUUGUGACUUUGUCCUCUGUUGCAUUUUAAAGUUAUUUCCUGUAAUUUAUUUUCAGUACAUAAUUAAAAAUUUGUUGUAUAUAUAAAAUGAAACUUGUGAUUCUUUUUUAAGGAAUUUUUCAAGUAUGUAUUCCACUUCAUAAACCACAUUUGUUUAUAGUGAAAAGAGCAUGAGCAGGAAACACCCCAGUUGAGAGCUCUAAGGCAUUGUACCUCAAAACUAAGCUUGUAAAAAGUUACUUUUCUGUGUCUGUCUCUAUAAGGGAAAACCUAUGAUUAGCCUAGUUGUAGAUGGGGAUUGUUAAUUUCUUUCUCUCUCUUUUUUUUUUUUUGGUGGUAUAUGUAAGGCUAGCAUUUUUUCAGUACUUUUGUGGUCUUCUUUGUGAACACCGAUUAAAGUACCUAGUUUUGUUUGUUUCUUUUUUGAGACGGAGUCUCUCUCUGUCACCCAGGCUGGAGUGCAGUGGUGCGAUCUUGGCUCACUGCAACCUCCACCUCCUGGGUUCAAGUGAUUCUCCCGCCUCAGCCUCCUGAGUAGCUGGGACUACAGGUGCGUGCCACCAUUCCCGGCUAAUGUUUUCUAUUUUAAGUAGAGAUGGGGUUUCACCGUUUUAGCCAGGAUGGUCUCAAUCGCCUGACCUUGUGAUCCGCCUGCCUUGGCCUCCCAAAGUGUUGGGAUUACAGGCGUGAGCCACCGCGCCCGGCCCUUAGUUUGCUUUUUAAGCGAAGAGAAUGCAGGUGUUGAGUUGCAUGUGUGAAAACUCUGAAUUUACUUUGGUUGAUACAUCUUCGCUCCCACUCCCAUUCAGAUUCUGUUUUUAUAUGGAUUGUAUUUGUUUUCAUCUGUAUUAAAUUGCUAACUUAUCUGUUCUUAAAGAAUCCACCUGAAAAGUGUCUUUUUAUUUCUUCUGCCACCCUGUUUUAUGAAUGCUGUGGACUGUUUUUUAUGAAUGAAAAAAUAAUUUGUUGUAUAAUAGCAGAUUUUCUGAAAUUAAAGACAGCUUACUUUUAAAAAGUUA